Messenger RNA from Gymnodraco acuticeps, 4404 nucleotides. RefSeq names its product UDP glycosyltransferase 8 (gene ugt8). The coding region runs from base 196 to 1848 and encodes 550 amino acids. The record is from RefSeq and is a predicted model, not a curated record. NCBI's taxonomy places the organism in Eukaryota, Metazoa, Chordata, Actinopteri, Perciformes, Bathydraconidae. Gene Ontology annotation, molecular function: UDP-glycosyltransferase activity. The transcript is spliced from 6 exons.
AACCGCGCUAGCCCCGCCCCUGAGAGAGGGACUGGGUGUCAAAUGUUCCCUCUGCCCGUCUUCGAUACCCGGGGACCCAUUUUACUUAACUGCCAUUUUUCCUCACAUUUGACCUCUCUAAAACUUUAAAUUGAUAUAACAUCUUCCACAGUUUCACUCCUCCACAUCUACUGGGCAACUUUCAAACCACAAGCCAUGCUACUUCCCUCGUCACUACUACUCGUCCUUGGCCUCCUCCCUUGGAGUCCCAGUGCAUCAUGGGCUGCUAAAGUGAUCGUGGUUCCACCCAUCAUGUUUGAAUCACACUUGUAUAUCUUCAAGACGCUGGCCGAGGCUCUACACCAGGAGGGCCAUGAGACCCAUUUUUUAAUUUCAGAGGGUCGUGGUGUACCCCCUUCCCCUAACUUCCACUUACAGCGCUACCCAGGGAUCUUUAACAGCACCACAGCUGACAAUUUCCUUCAGUCCAAAGUCAGCAACAUUUUCUCAGGCAGACUAACAUUUCUUGAACUUUUUGACAUCCUUGACCACUACUCCCAGAACUGUGAUGCUGUGGUUGGCAGUGUUGAGGUAAUGACCCGCCUCAAGGAGGCCAAGUUUGACCUGCUGCUGGUGGACCCUAAUGAGAUGUGUGGUUUUGUGAUUGCUCAUAUCCUGGGUGUGAAAUAUGCGGUGUUCAGCACAGGCCUCUGGUACCCCGCGGAGGCAGGUGCCCCAGCCCCCCUUUCAUAUGUUCCCGAAUUCAACUCAUUGUUGACAGACCGCAUGUCUCUGCCCCAGAGGAUCGCCAACACAGCUGUUUACCUGGUGCAGCGCUUUGGAGUCCGUUAUAUUGCAUUACCCAAGUAUGACCGGAUUAUGAAGAAACAUGGAGUGACGCCUCAAGUGGCCAUGUCUGACCUGGUGCAGGGCAGCCGGCUGUGGAUGCUGUGCACCGACAUGGCUCUGGAGUUCCCCAGGCCCACCCUCCCUCACGUGGUGUACAUAGGAGGCAUCCUCACCAAGCCCCCCAACCCACUGCCACAGGAUUUUGAGGCGUGGGUGAAUGACACAGCGGAGCAUGGCUUUGUGGUCGUUUCGUUUGGAGCUGGGGUCAAGUACCUUUCCCAUGACAUAGCUCACAAACUGGCAGGAGCCCUCGCCAGGCUUCCCCAGCGUGUCGUCUGGAGAUUCUCUGGAGUUCCACCCAGUAACCUUGGCAAUAACACCAAGCUUGUUGAUUGGAUGCCUCAGAAUGACCUAUUAGGCCACGCUAACACAAAGGCCUUCCUGAGUCACGGUGGUCUGAACAGCAUCUACGAGGCCAUGUAUCACGGGGUGCCGGUGGUAGGUGUGCCCCUGUUUGGAGACCACUAUGACACCAUGACUCGUGUGGCAGCUAAAGGUAUGGGUAUCAUGCUACACUGGAAGUACAUGACCGAGGAAGACCUUUAUACAGCCCUGAACAGCGUCAUCAAAGACAGCAGGUACCGCCAGCAAGCACAAACUCUUUCCAACAUUCACAAAGACCAGCCAGGCCAUCCAGUGACCAGGGCCGUCUACUGGAUCAGCUACAUCCUGCGUCACAACGGUGCCAACCACCUUCGCUCCGCUGUGUACGACGUGUCCCCCUACCAGUACUUCCUGCUGGAUGUGAUUUUCACUGUAGGAGCGGCCCUGGCUCUGUUUGUCUUUGCACUGCGACGGUUGGUACGAAUGCUGAGGGGGAAGACCGAUGACAAGAGAAGAGGAAAUGGCGUCUCCAACGAUGACGGUAACAUGGCCAACGGACAUUGUCAUAGCGAGAGCCUGGCCAAUGGGAAGCAAAAACGCAAUGGCUCCUUGAAAAACGAGAAGAAGAUUAACUAAUGUUUCAAAUGGCCAAGAAGGACGAGGAGGAAGUUGCCCCAAGGACUCAGCUCUAGGUUUUGUUAAGUGAUUUUAUAAAAGCUUUGAAGGAAAGAGUUUCUUAGUUCUGUGUCGAAUGGCAACUGCUACUCAAAGCGUGAAAGAGGCUGUAGGAGGAUACACAAUGCAUCGGGUGCUCAAAAUCUGUGUUUGUGUGUUUGUAUGUGUAUGUGUGCACUGAGGCAAAUGUAACAAAAACUCUUAACAAAAGCAGCUACAGCAAUACAACACCAAAUAGGAAAGUGAUUAAGAAUGAAACACAGGAAAGACACAUUAGCAGGAAAUUGUCUCUCCUACAUGAUCUCUGUUGUCUUCCUGCCUUCAUUACCAGUGAAAGGAUGAUGAAGAGGAGAAAUCCUGAGCGCCAACAACUCAUCCUUAGAAAACAAAUAGAUAACUUUUGAAAUAGUUAGAUUUAAUGUCUUUAACUGCAAACUCUGCUUCUUCAAAUGUCUGGUAAACUGUAAAUAGAGAAAACAUCUAUUUAUUACUGUAAAAAAGCUUUUUAAUGAAGGACCUUUUUAACCUCUUAUUCUUAUUUUUAAUGUAUGACAUGUAUCAAUGGUGUUAGAGCAUUAUGUUAAUUGUACACUCCCUCUUUACAAUAUUGUGUGCGUCCUAAAAGUGGAACAUACAAAACAAAGACUGAGAGAUGCAAUCAUUAUACGUUUGCACAGGUCUUUGCUUUCUACAGUUGCAUUAUCCACAGAAUUCAUGGUCGUCUUAUUUUCAGAUUUAUCAGUGUUGAAAACAUUCAAAUUGUUUCCCUUUUCACAUGUUAGGGCCAUCCCGUGACUUUACUGUUUGUUCUUGUAAAUAAUAUCUCAACUGUAUUUGGCUUAACAAUGUGAAAAGGAAUAUCAUGUUAUCAUUCAAACAUAUAAUACAAUAAAGGCUACUACCAAUGAUACUGUGGAAAGGCAGAGACUGCUCUAGAUGUGCUUAAGCUCAUGCAGUCAUGUGAUCAGGGAUGAGUCAGAGCAUUAUUAAUUUAUGACUACUCGCUCCGUGAGUCCACUAUCUUUAUUCUGCAUCCCUCAUCCAUUAUAAGUGAUUAGUGAGAAUUCAUCACUUGUUGGCCAUUUUUAGUGCUACACUUGAUUUUGUACAUCAUUCCUAUAUGAUUGGAUUGAAUGUUAAUUUCUAACAAAGCUUGUUUCAAAUUACACAGUUCAGGUAGAAAUCCAUUCAAGACUUCUGCAAAUUAAAUUAUAUUAGAUUUAGCAAUUGCGUUUUUAAAAAAAAAAACUAAAAUAACUAGGCUUUUCAGCCAUUCUGUGAAGUCAUCAAAUUAAGUGUACAUCCAUGCACUUGAUUCUUUAUUUCAUUCAAUAAGACCAAAGUUGCACCCUGUAGCUUUUUUUCAUCUUAUGUGUCAAUCCACUCCAAGUUUGCUCUGGUUUCUAGGCUGUCUGUUAAUUCUUAAUGCAAAUGGAGGAAGGGUGUAAGGAGUGACUUAGUUCCUUACUACUUCUACAAUACAAUACCAUGUCAAAGUGACACUGAUCCUUGCAAAGAAAUUCUCUUUACUUGAACCCCUGUCGAUGAGAUCAAAGUACAGGGCGAGCAGAAUAGUAUUUUUAGAGUUAGUCCGGAUUUGGUAUUGUGAUAAUGGGCAUUUCAGGAGGGAAUGUCUUCCCAGACUUGCAGAUGGAUGGUUUAUCACAGGUCUAAAUAAAUGCAUUUAUUUUCCUCCAUUGUUCAAGCAUCACAGCACAGACAUCUAUAUUUGGAUUUGGAACAUUGGCAUUCAGAUAUUGUUUAGCAACUUACUCAAGCAUGGACAAUACAGCAGUGUUUUUACAGGAAACGAAAGAAAAUGCUAUCACUUAAAUGUCAACAAUUGUUGAGGGCUGAUAAUUCAAACCACAUGUGUAUUCACAUAUCCUGUAUGAUAAUAAAUAAAAGUGUUCCUUUCUCUGUGAGCUACGACUACACUUGCAAAGUCCAACCCAGCCCUGCUGAAAACAAGCCAUUAUACUUGAAUCAUUGUCAUUAUAAUCAUCUUCUAUUAAAGUUCAACUGAUGGGUUUGCAAGGUGGGCCUGCAAGUGCUGCACAAGCUAUGAACAGGGUCUGGAGAGAGAAAAACACAAAUUGUGAAUAUACAUAAUUUUUCAUUAUUUUCAGUAUAAAUGUUAAAGCUCUGAUUAAAUGUCCACCCAUGCCCAUUCUUUACUCGUCUGUUCCCUGCAGUCCGACAUGUCUCUGUUCUUGUGGCGUUUGCAUUUCAUCAGCUUGAAUUUCUCUUUGUUCUGUCUUCAAUAGUGCACUGCCUGUUCCAUUUGUCCACUUCUUUGUCCUACUUUUUCACUUCCUGGUGUCAUUGUAUUCUUGUGUUAUUCCUCCUCUCACUUAAAUAUCAGAUGUCUCUGCUUAUUUUUCAAAAACCUUUUCACUUUUAUUUUCAAAUGACAAAGUCCUCAAUUUGCCUGUCAUGUGUGUCCAUGUUGUAAAUAGAACAGUGUAAACAAAAUACUAAUGCUGAAUAAAAAUUACAUAUUUUGUUUGCAGAGAU